Striga asiatica is the source of this 1030-nucleotide messenger RNA. Lineage: Eukaryota; Viridiplantae; Streptophyta; Magnoliopsida; Lamiales; Orobanchaceae. The record is from the annotation of a GenBank genome assembly.
AUCCACUAUAAAUACCCUUCUUUUCUUCAUAAUCUGCAUAUAUCAUCCAAAAUAUCUAUCUAGCUACUUCUGAGCCAACUAGCAAUGAAUGUGUCAACGGCCAAAUCCAUUUUCCUAGUGAUCAUUGUUGUUAUUUUGGUGUCCUUACAUGCUGAUGCCUAUGAUCCCGAACCUUUGCAGGAUUUCUGUGUUGCUGUCCAUGACACAGACGCUGCCGUAUUCGUGAAUGGUAAGAUCUGCAAGAAUCCCGACACGGUCACCCCAGACGACUUCUAUUUCUCAGGCCUCAACAGGGUCGGCAACAUAACAAGCCCUUUCGGGACAGUGGUGACUAAAGUAUUCGUUGAUGAGAUGCCCGCUCUCAAUACUCUCGGCUUAGCCAUGUCUCGCAUCGACUACGGACCCUACGGAGCCAACCCACCCCACUCCCAUCCCCACGCCUCGGAAAUCCUAAUGGUGAUGGAAGGCAUGCUCUACGUGGGCUUCAUAUCCACUAACCCUCCCAACCCUUACGACAACAACAAACUCUACUCAAAGGUCAUAGGCCCGGGAGACAUUUACGUAUUCCCCAAGGGACUCGUACAUUUUCAGUACAAUCUCGAGAAGAGUAAAGCACUUGCGUUCGCGAGCUUUAGCAGCCAAAAGCCGGGACUCGUGACGAUUUCAAAGGCGAUCUUCGGGUCAGAGCCUUCGGUCUACCCGGAUCUUCUCGCCAAGUCGUUCCAGAUGAGCCAUAAAGAGGUCAAUCAUUUACUAUCCUUGGAGUGGAUCGGGAACGCCUAGUCGAAAUACACGAAGAUUGAUCGUGUUAGUAUUUCCGUUUUUGGGUUGGAUUGGAUGGUGGUGUUGUUCGAUUGUGGAGUGUGAGUGUGCACGCGCGGAGUGAAGUUUGUAAGGCUGAAUCGUAAGACCAGCUAUUGUUGUUUUUCUUUUGAGAGAAUGUGUUUCGAAGUUUGUUGUGGGUCAUUUGGUAAUUUAUCUAUGAAGUAAAACUCUUUGAUGUACUAUUAUAAAGAACGAGUGAUUUUAU